CUCAUCCUUCCAGGCUCUACUUGCUAUCCCCUUCAGCUUCCGGAAAUAUGGCCUCUGGUGUGGCUGUCUCCGAUGGAGUCAUCAAAGUGUUCAAUGACAUGAAGGUAAAGAAGCGCAAGAAGGCGGUGCUCUUCUGCCUGAGUGAAGACAAGAUCAUCCUGGAAGAGGGCAAGGAGAUCCUGGUAGGUGAUGUGGGCCAGACAGUAGACGACCCCUAUGCCGCCUUCGUCAAGAUGCUGCCGGACAAAGACUGCCGCUACGCUCUGUAUGAUGCGACCUAUGAGACCAAGGAGAGCAAGAAGGAGGACCUGGUGUUUAUCUUCUGGGCCCCUGAGUCUGCGCCUCUUAAGAGCAAAAUGAUCUACGCCAGCUCCAAGGAUGCCAUCAGGAAGCUUACAGGGAUCAAGCAUGAAUUACAGGCAAACUACUACGAGGAGGUGAAGGACUCUGGCAGAGAAGCUGGGGGGCAGUGCUGUCAUCUCCCUGGAGGGCAAGCCUUUGUGAGCCCUCUCCAGCCCCUGCCUGGAGCAUCUGGCAGCCCCAGACCUGCCUGUGGGAGGUUGCAGGCUGCCCCCCUUCUGCCAGACCCGAGGGGCUGGAAGGAUCCCAGCGGGGGGAGGGCAAUCCCUUCACCCAGUUGCCAAACAGCCCCCCACCCCCUGGACCUUCCUUCUCCCUCCACCCCUGAAGGUUCUGGCCUUCCCAAACAGCUUUUGAUCUUCUGAUUCCUCUUGGGUUGAAACAGACCAAGUCCUCCCUACCCCAAGCACCCCAGUUUUGGAGAGGGCCUGUAUUUUUUUUAACGACACCUCUACUUGCAACCUGUUCCUCCCCCCUUUCCCAUGCUGCCAACUUCUAAUCGCAAUAGUGACUCUGUGCUUGUCUGUUCAGUUUGUGUAGAAAUGGAAUGUUGUGAAGAUAACCCUUCCCCAUGCUAUCUGGUUCCCCUCCCCCUUUCCACCUGGUCUUGGCCACUCAUGGAAGCAGGACCAGUAAGGAGCUCUUGAUUAAAAAAAAGAAAGAAAGA
This is a messenger RNA of Pipistrellus kuhlii (Kuhl's pipistrelle), 1027 nucleotides long. Its product is annotated as cofilin-1-like. Lineage: Eukaryota; Metazoa; Chordata; Mammalia; Chiroptera; Vespertilionidae. The record is from RefSeq and is a predicted model, not a curated record. Gene Ontology annotation, molecular function: actin filament binding. Gene Ontology annotation, biological process: actin filament fragmentation; actin filament severing; cell motility. Gene Ontology annotation, cellular component: cytoplasm; lamellipodium; actin cortical patch. Bases 48 to 725 code for a protein of 225 amino acids. The transcript has 2 exons.